UCAAGUUUUCUACGAAUAUAUUUAUCAAGGUACUCAAGGUAUCUUUCCACUCUUCUCAAAAAUGCUUGAAUUAUGCCGAUGUUGUUGCCACUGGACCGAGUCGUUCAAGAGCAUGGACUGUGAUACCGCUUCGGUUGUGUUAAGGAUAUUUGGAAUAAAGUUUCAACAGUUUGAGUUCCUACCCAACAUUCUCUGCGAACAAUGUAUUACGCUGCUCGAUUGUUGUAAUAAAUUUUACGACCAAAUAAAGAAAGCAGAAGCAACCCUAUUGAAGCUGCACCAGGACAGUAAGUUAGAAGUCGCACUGAGUACACCACCGGACUGCAUUGGAGAAUCUUUGCACUGCUACAUGGAUAUAUUCUACGAUAUCGAACACAUCAACGCACCGAUUACAGAGAUUGAGGAGGAGCAAUAUACUUCCGACAGUGGCAACGAAGAAAGAUCUGACGAAGGGGAACGUGCUUCUCCGAGAGAGCAGCUAAUUGAUCUUACCAUAGUUCCGAUGGUUGAAGAACCUCAGUUUGUUAACGAGCCUUUCGACGAAGACAUAGACGCAAAUGCUACUUUGACCAAAGAAGCGGAACGACAGAACGCGAAGCAUCUCGAAAUUAGAGGUUAUGGUAAGGACAAAUGGCAACAACAACAUGCUAGAAAAACUUCAAAAGAAAAUGAUGCUGCCAAGCUACCGGAAAAGUGGACACAUACUAAGAUACAGAUAAAACACUUAGCAUACAGGUCGCAAGGUUCUAACAGAAGCAGGUCGAUCAUUGGAGAAAUGGAUAAGGUGGUGGAUUCUUCGAAGAAAAUCUCUCAUAAAUGCUAUAUCUGCGAUCAAGAGCUGUUAAGUAAAAACGGGCUGCAUCAGCACCUGCUUUCACAUGAAUCCCUUCUUCCAUAUCAUUGUAAAAACUGCAGCACUGCCGAACGGUUGAUUGAAAUUCGAACGAUUGUUGCACUAAACAAUCACUUCGAAACGCAUACGCAUCCGCAUCAGUGCUCACAGUGUCCAUUACGCUUCCGUAGCAUCACAUCUUGCAAACAACAUGCAAGUAAAGAUCAUACUACGGCUGCGAAAGCGGAAUUAACAUGUCAUAUUUGUGGGGCAUUCUUUGUUCAACAACACAAACUCCGUAAACAUAUUGCUGUUCACCGUAUCUUGCAGACGGAGCGGUAUAAGUGUAAGUCGUGCUCGAAAUUAUUCCAAUCGAGUACGCUGCUCCGCCGUCAUGAAUUAAUACAUUCCGACGACAUGCCAUUCAAGUGUCCAUUUUGUAGCCGGUGCUUUAAUCAUGCGUCGAACUUUGAGAAGCACAAAAUGCGACAUAUGCGCGAUCAAUUCAAAGAACUUCCGUGCAAGGAGUGCAAUACUAAAUUCACUAACGUUGUUGACUGGAAACGUCACAUGCAUGAACAUUUUCCGAAAGAUGGUCGCUACUGGACAAAAUAUGAAACACUACCGAAGGAGCUGCUUUACGCCAACAGUUAUCCCAGAACUUGUGUUGAACCUGGUUGCUCUUAUUACGCCCCCCGAUUGGACCUAAUGUGGUUGCAUUAUCGUAUGCACUAUAAAAUGUUCGAAUGUAAUCAUUGCAGACAAAGGUUUUCGAACAAUUACACAUUGGAGCGACACAUAGAAGUCGUUCAUUUGAACGUUCGGAAGCAUGAGUGUACAAUUUGUGGAAAGCGAUACGCAUACGGUCACAAAUUGCGCGAGCAUAUUAACUGGCAUUAUGGGGUGCAGAAUAAGUCUUGCAAGUACUGUCCCAAGACGUUCACUUUUUCGGGGAAUCUCACCUUACACGAGAGAAAACACACUGGUUUCAAACCAUACUCUUGUGAGCAAUGUGGUGAAUGUUUUACGAUUCGCCGAAGUUUAACAAAUCACCAAAAACAUCAUCAAUCGACGGACCCGAAAAGCAGCCAAGAAUCAACCGCAGCGAAGUGAACGCAAUGCAUUAUUGUAGCUAGAGCUUAAAAAUAAGUGGUUCAACCUGAAUUUUGAUGAUUCAAUAAAAAUGAAACAUUUGAAUAUCAUACUAAAUUAAGAAUGCAAAAUACGUUCAUACGAAUGUUACGAAUGUUCAUAUGCAAAAUAUUGCUUUGCGUUGAUGGAUCAAUCAAUUGCAUAAUGAAUCAAUUCUAGUAUUAGGGGCUCGCUUAAGAAACUCUCUUUUGAUCGAAGAUAUUUAUAUAAAAUCCGCAAUAUGAAUAACUUUUAUUUGGCAGGUUAAGCAGAAAAAGUAUUACUGAGAAUUGAAUUUAUUUUUGUGGAGUAAAAAUCAAACAAGCCAAAUCAGGCUUUUCGUUGAACCGGCGAACACCAUUUCACGUAAACCGCCAACCGGCGCCACCGCGCCGAAAUGUGUUAAGAUUCGUUAC
Molecule: messenger RNA, 2379 nt
Organism: Anopheles bellator
Lineage: Eukaryota; Metazoa; Arthropoda; Insecta; Diptera; Culicidae
Product: zinc finger protein ZFP2-like
Exons: 2
Coding region: 62-1945 (627 amino acids)
Cellular component (GO): nucleus
Molecular function (GO): zinc ion binding
Source: RefSeq, a predicted model, not a curated record